AUGCAGCAAAAGUUCACUCGGCCCAAUUACCAGAGCCUUGACAUUCUGGACUGCUGCAAUGGUCUCCUCCUCUGCCGCUGCUGGAAGGCGACUUACCCUGAGAUACUGGAUUACAUCGUGUGCAACCCUGCCACCCAGAAAUGGGUGGUCGUGCCUGCUAGUGACUGGUCCAGCGAGGUGGUGGUCGCUCGCUUAGGGUUCGACUCUUCCGUCUCCUCCCACUUUCAUGUGUUCGAAUUCAUAAUUGAUGAGGCCUGGGGUGUAUACGAGGAUGAGAGCAGAUAUUUUAAAAACAUCAAAGCAUUGGCGAUCUACUCGUCCAAAGCUGGAGUAUGGAUGGUCACAGAAAUUAUGGCAAUUUCAUUUGCAAUACCCUGGAAUUCCAGAAGCGUUUUUCUCAAUGGGGUCCUACAUUUGGCUGCCUUUGAUGACUUAAUAGUAGCUGUUGACGUUGAAGGAAAUCAUAAGUGGAUCAUUGACAUUGAUGAUGAUUUUAUCAAUGACAUUUUUCCAUCACAGAGGCGAUUGUAUUUCGCACAUAGUACUGCUGGUAUUGGUGGUUCUGAGCUAUCAGUCUGGGUUCUUGAGGACCAUGGUAGAGCAGACUGGACCUUGAAGUACAAUGUCAGCAACUUGAAACUGUUUGGAACAGAGUAUUCGUCAUUUCAAAAGCAUUACAAUGUCGUCUCAUUCCACCCAGAACGCAAUAUGCUUUUCAUAGUCUGUGGGGAAGAGAACACAUUAAUGUCAUAUGACAUGGAUUCUAUGGAGCUGUGUUUUAUACGUCAACUUGGAUCUGAUUGCCAAGUUGAAGGUUCUGACUGGGAGGGGAAGACUCCUUUUUAUUCAUAUGUUCCCUUGUUCUCAGAGUCAUUGGCAAAUGGGCACUAA
Messenger RNA from Triticum turgidum subsp. durum (durum wheat), 891 nucleotides. Lineage: Eukaryota; Viridiplantae; Streptophyta; Magnoliopsida; Poales; Poaceae. The record is from the annotation of a GenBank genome assembly.